AUGCCCACAUCUUCUGCUGCAAACCACAAGCUUUCCUCCUUUCAAAAGGCUGCCAUUGGUGCUCUUGCGUCGGUCACUGCCAGCACUCUCGUUUAUCCUUUGGAUUUGUCCAAAACCUUGAUCCAGACCCAGCCAAAGAGAAAAUAUGACCCCAAAGACAAAGAAGCAAAGAAAUUGCUAGAUGAUGACUUGAACUACUAUCGAGACACCCUAGAUUGUAUCAAGAAGAUUUAUAUCAAAAACAACUCCAUCUGGAGCUUGUACUAUGGCAUAGUCCCUUCUUUGUUAAGCACUGCCUCGAUGAACUUUGUUUAUUUUUUCUGGUACUCAAUCAUCAAGAAAGUUUAUCACCAACUUUUAUACAACUAUAAAAGAAGCCACAAUGGUAAAAUCAAUUCUGUUUCAAUCGAGCUAUUGUUGGGUAUAUUAGCUGCUGCUAUUUGCCAGUUGGUAGUUACUCCAAUCACCACAAUAUCGACAAAGCAGCAAACGACUGUGUCUGAUGACCCCUCUACCUGUCAAAAGCAAAAUGCUGAUAUUGACAUUGAUACCAAUAAAUCCACACCCAAAUCCAAAGAAACUGUUAAUAACUCCUUUUUUAAAAUAGCCAAUCAUAUUGUUAAAAAUGAUGGAAUAACUGGUCUUUGGUCUGGGUUAAAAGUCUCCUUGGUUUUAACAUUAAAUCCUUCAAUAACCUAUUCAUCUUAUAAGAAAGCCAAAACCCUUUUUUUCCCCAAAAAAAAAAAUUUAAAACCUCUUCAAAGUUUAUUUUUGGGUAUGUUAGCCAAAUUAAUUGCAACUGUUAUAACCCAGCCUUUAAUUGUCUCAAAAGCAAUGAUUCAAAAAAAGGAAAUUACUGUUCUCCUCAAUGAACAGAAAACUGAUUCAAAUGGCAACACUGUAACCAUUCCAAAAAAGAAAAAAUUUGUUUUCAAAAACUUUCAACAAUGUUUAUCCUUUUUAUAUGCUUCUGAAGGCUUAAAAGGCUUAUGGAAAGGUAUUGGACCACAGUUAUCAAAAGCUGUUAUAGUUCAAGGCUUCCUAUUCAUGUUUAAAGAUCAGUUUGAAUUAUUGUUUAUCAAAUUAUUAAGGUUGAUUCUUUUCCUCAGAAAUAAAAAUAAACAUAAAAAUAUAAAAGUUUAA
This is a messenger RNA of Ascoidea rubescens DSM 1968, 1143 nucleotides long. It is a transcript of the gene ANT1, whose product is annotated as Ant1p. The record is from RefSeq and is a predicted model, not a curated record. The coding region runs from base 1 to 1143 and encodes 380 amino acids. Lineage: Eukaryota; Fungi; Ascomycota; Saccharomycetes; Ascoideales; Ascoideaceae. The transcript has a single exon.